AUGCGACAGCGUCGUUGGAUUGAAUUGCUGAACGAUUAUGAGUGUGCCAUCAAGUAUCAUCCGGGUAAAGCUAACGUCGUAGCUGAUGCUCUUAGCCGCAAGGAGCCGAAGCCUAAGCAUGUUCGCGCUCUACAGCUUACUAUUCACUCUGGUUUACCUGCUCAAAUUCGUUCUGCUCAGAUCGAGGCAUUGAAGGAAGUAAACAUCGAGGCUGAGUAUUUGCGGGGCAAGGAAAAACGACUUGAGAAGAGGUCUGAUGGUAUUUAUUACUUUAUGGAGCGGGAUAGGCAUGUGGCUAAGGUAUCAUGGGUGGUGAUGAUUAACUGUGGGAAUGAUCAUGUGGGUCGGUUCACUGUGAUCAAGCAUUAG
Molecule: messenger RNA, 369 nt
Organism: Helianthus annuus (common sunflower)
Lineage: Eukaryota; Viridiplantae; Streptophyta; Magnoliopsida; Asterales; Asteraceae
Exons: 2
Coding region: 1-369 (122 amino acids)
Source: RefSeq, a predicted model, not a curated record